Messenger RNA from Ananas comosus (pineapple), 1474 nucleotides. RefSeq lists its product as uncharacterized. NCBI's taxonomy places the organism in Eukaryota, Viridiplantae, Streptophyta, Magnoliopsida, Poales, Bromeliaceae. The transcript has 3 exons. The record is from RefSeq and is a predicted model, not a curated record. Gene Ontology annotation, molecular function: zinc ion binding. Bases 156 to 1196 code for a protein of 346 amino acids.
CUCUCUCUCUCUCUCUCUCUCUCUCUCUCUCGCUUCGAUCGAUCUCGAAUCGCCCUUUUACGAUCCCCAAUUCGCCACAUCGAUCGAUCCAAACCCCGUUUUCUCCUCGAUCCCCGCUUCCCCGCAUCAAAUUUGAGCAUUAACUAGAAGGUAAAAUGGAACUCCCAGUCAUAGAUUCAGGCCCAGCAAAGGAAACUGGCUCGUUAUUCCAUUGCAACUUCUGCGACACGGAAGUGGUGCGUAAAACUGCACAGCUUCUGCUUCCCGGAUUGGCUUCUGCUUGUGUGGAUAACACCACCGGCGAUCUUUUCAGAAACCCAUCAUUUGUAGCUGUUGCUUUAAGGAAGGAGAUGGUUGAAUAUUUAACACGAAAAAGUGAAACAUUUAUCGCUGAAUCGAUUGUCGGUGGAGAUAAUACCAAUCUGAACCAAGUGAAGGAAAUCCCCGAACAUCCAACCGAUAUCAUACAAGACUUCAUCGACGAUUUUGUAAAUUCGAAAAGGAACUUAUUCAGCCGGGUUUCUAGCUGGUUGUCGAGUGAAAGUCGUGAAGAUAAAAUCGACGACUUUGUGCAGGAGAUGGAAACAGAGAGCUUCUGGCCACAGGGUAGGAGAGAAGCCGUUUCAGAGCUUCUGCUUAAGAAUGUAGACUUCAAAAGCGCUUUCCACUGUACUGAAACAUUCGACACUUCGGAACAACUUGCUGAGCAUAGAAGCCAGUGUAGUUUUCGUCCAGUGAAUUGCUCAAAUGAGGGAUGCAAGGCGACAUUCUCGGCUUCUCAUACGGAGAAGCACGACUCCGUAUGCCCACUCAAAGUGCUUCUGUGUGAGCAGAAUUGCGAACAAAAGCUUACGAGGAGAGACAUGGACCGGCAUUGCAUAACCGUGUGCCCUAUGAAGCUCGUCAACUGCCCUUUCUACCAAGUUGGAUGCGAGUCGGCUUUUCCACGGUGCACUCUUCAGAAGCACUGCUCAGAAUUUAUCCACGCGCACCUGCUUUGCGUCCUCGAAGCAGUUCAUAAACAGGAGGCUUCGAUGGAAGAGCUGAAGCAGCGCGUUCAAUUGCUGGAAAAGUCGCAUUCGCUGAAUGAGUUCUCUGAAGCUUUGGAUGUGAGGUCUCUAACUCUUGCAAUCAAGGAGCAGGAAGCAAGGACGAAGAAACUCGAGCGCGAGCUUAGUAAGAUUCAAAGAAACUGAAGCUUCUUUGCCUCUAUAGAUCAAAGAAGAUUGUAUGGGGCAAAAUCAUGAAUGCAGUGAACAUUUAAGGGGCUGAAUUUUUUUUUCUUUUCUUUUCUUUUUUUUUUUUUUCUCCCAGUAGGGAUACGUCGCGAUCAUUUUUUUUUUCUUUUUUGAGUAAAACAAAAACAUUGAAUCUCUUAUACUACAGUAAGUAAUGAUACACUAUUUUUUCUUGUGUGAUAUGUAGGAAUAUGGAGUGAUGAUUUUGUUAAAUUCGAGCACUUUUCCUUUCCAUA